AUGGCACGUCUGGCUCUGUUUCUGUCUUUUAUCUCUCUAAUAGCCUUAAUCUCGACGGUGAACAGUCGUUCUUUGAGUUCUUCUUCCGAGGAGAAAUCGAUCUUGGUCUCUGACAGCGUCCAAGAGAGAUCCAGCUAUGAAAUUCUCACUUUUGAUCCACCAAAUCGCGUUUCCAAGAAUGCUUGUAUACAUAUCUAUGGGUUUCUGCCAUGUGCAGACAAUGUUGGAGGAUAUGCCUUCCAAGUUUUCUCAUUUGGUUGUCUAUUGAUAGUCGGUGAAUACUUCUUGUCUAAAGGAAGGUCUAAGCUCUUUGUCAUCUUCGAGGUCGGUUUCUAUGGCGGAAUCAUCUUUCCCCUUCUUACAAUGUUCCCAAGAAUAGCCCUUCUUCUCUCGACUGGACUAAUGGGAAGCCGGGAAAUCGCAAACUCGAGGGUUAAUAAUAAAGUUGGAGUUACUGUGGGAUACACUGUCUUUGCUUUGACAAUGCAAUGGGGAUCUUGUGUUGUCUUCGGCUUGUCUGGUUCAAGAUCAGAUCAGUCCAUAAGAAGAGGACAGGACACAACGAGUCUAAGUCCAAAUCUUUUCUACGGAAAAAAUCUAUUCAAGAACCUUGCUGGAGCUAGCGUAGAAGCAGAUCCUAAGAACAAGAAAGCGGCAGGGAUUAUGCUAUUGACUUUACUGCCUUUCGUCAUGGUCACACUUACUGAGAUAUUUGAUACAAAAUCUUGGAAUGAUAUUAUCGUUCUGACCACACUCAUAAUCUCUGCUUCUGCAACUCUUGUCUACUUUGUUUAUUCGUAUUUUGAUAGAGCAGACCAAAAGAAGAGCUUAGAUCUCGCGAGGUUUGAGCUCAUGUCAGAAGUUCAUAAGCACUUGCAGAUUUUUUCGCCUCAAAAUCUUAUAAGAGAUGGACAAUUAAGUAAAGAGAGCUUGAAGAGAUUGUUUGACAAAAUCGAUGUAAACAAGGACGGAAAGAUCCAAGUUUCAGAGUUAAAAGAGAUUACAUUGGAGUUUGGGAUGUUAGGAAGAGUCAAGUGUGACAUUCAUGAGCUUGCCACUACAUUGCUUGCUGAUUUCGACAAGGACAGAGAUGGUGAGAUAGAUGAGAUUGAAUUCGAGAGAGGCAUUGAAAAAUGGCUGAAACAGUACAAAUUCAGUUUUGAUAACACCGAGUGUCAUAGAGAGAACCGAGCUGAGGAGGAUGGAGUUUUGAAGGUGGAAAAACCAAAGGAAAGUCUUGUUGUUAAGUUGCUCACAAAGAGAACCUUGAGAGCUUUCAUUGAAGUCAUUGUAGGGAUUCUAAUUGUAAUCUUUCUUGCAACGCCUUUGAUGACAGACAUCCAGCUUUUGUCUGUAUCGGCUGGAGUUCCUUCUUUCUAUGCUGCCUUUGUAAUGGUCCCUUUGGCAAGAAACCUACAGAACGCUUUGUCUGCUCACUUCUGUUCCAAGAAAGACAAGGCCAGAGUCACUUCAGAUACAUUCUCUGAGAUCUACAAGGAUGUUACAAUGAACAAUCUGCUAGGAAUUUCGAUUAUAUUGGCGAUUGUAUACUUCAGAGGAUUGACUUGGGAUUACUCUACAGAAGUUCUCAUCAUUGUGAUUGUUGGCCUCAUAAUAGGUGUACCGGCCUAUGUGAGAUCAACUUAUCCAUUUUGGAUAUGUGUCUUGGCCUUUGCUUUGUACUUCUUCUCUCUUGUACUAAUUUAUCUCCAUUUCAAUUCUCUAGACAAGAGCCAAACUCUCACCUCUAACAUAUAG
This is a messenger RNA of Eutrema salsugineum, 1758 nucleotides long. RefSeq names its product sodium/calcium exchanger NCL1. The record is from RefSeq and is a predicted model, not a curated record. Bases 1 to 1758 code for a protein of 585 amino acids. Gene Ontology annotation, biological process: intracellular calcium ion homeostasis; calcium ion transmembrane transport. The transcript is spliced from 8 exons. Gene Ontology annotation, molecular function: calcium:proton antiporter activity; calcium ion binding. Gene Ontology annotation, cellular component: membrane. NCBI's taxonomy places the organism in Eukaryota, Viridiplantae, Streptophyta, Magnoliopsida, Brassicales, Brassicaceae.